GUUAUUUUGGUCACACUGGUAGCGACGGAAAUUUAUGAAAUUAAUUUAAUUUAGUUAAAUUUAUUUCUCAACAAGAGCGCGCGUCUCGGAAGUCGGCCAAAAUUUGCAGUUAAAGAACACGAGCGGGAAUAAGCAGCCUUCGACAAAACUAUUGUGUCAACAAAUUGUUAGACAACUUCUUUUUUUUUUAUUGAUUAAAUUCUUUGUGAGUACACACGCACACCCACACUCACAUACAUACAAACACACGGGCACGCGGAUAGAGAGGAAAACAACAAUUUGUGGCUGGCGCGCAAAUACACACACAUAACAAUAACAAUUGAUAAAUUGCUUAGACGCUAAAUGAGUCAAUCGCAUAAUAAACCAGUAAACGCGUGAAAUAAAUCGGUUACAGAAGUUUAAAGCAAAGUUUACAUCGUCUAAACCGCAAUGUCGUGCUGCACUGGUGUGGACAUGUCUGAUAAGGGCAUUACGCUGCGCAAUGGCAGGACCAAGGCGCCCCAGGAGCAGUCGCCGGAUCAGGUGGCUCCGCAGUCGCCGCAGGAGCACCAGGACCUUAACCCACAACAGGCCACCCCGCAGAAACAGCAGCAGGCCAUGUCCGCCGACGAAAAGAAGGCCACCAAAAAGUCCCUGGUCAUCGUCGCGGGCAUCUUUGUGGCCAGUUUGGCCACCAUGUGCUAUGUGUACGCCAUAUUCCCCGAGCUCAACGCGUCGGAGAAACAACAUUUGAAAAUUCCGCGUGAUAUCCAAGAUGCUAAGAUGCUGGCCAAGGUCCUUGAUCGCUACAAGGACAUGUACUACUUCGAAGUGAUGUUCGGCGUGGUCGUCGCCUACGUAUUCCUGCAAACAUUCGCCAUUCCCGGAUCGCUGUUUCUGUCGAUUCUACUCGGAUUCCUGUACAAGUUCCCGAUCGCCCUGUUCCUCAUCUGUUUCUGUUCGGCGCUGGGCGCCACCCUAUGCUACACACUUUCCAAUCUGGUUGGACGUCGCCUGAUCCGGCACUUUUGGCCGAAGAAGACCAGCGAGUGGUCGAAGCAUGUGGAGGAGUACCGGGACAGUCUGUUCAACUAUAUGCUAUUCCUGCGGAUGACGCCGAUCCUGCCCAAUUGGUUCAUCAACCUGGCAUCGCCGGUGAUCGGUGUGCCGCUGCACGUCUUCGCGUUGGGCACCUUCUGCGGCGUGGCACCGCCCUCGGUGAUCGCCAUCCAGGCGGGCAAGACGCUCCAGAAGAUGACCAGCUCGAGCGAGGCCUUCUCCUGGACCUCGAUGGGCAUACUGAUGGUCUGUGCCUGCGCCUCCUUGCUGCCCGGCCUCCUCAAGAACAAGUUCAAGCACAAGAAGGAGGCGUAAGCUGCUGCAGGAAUGUGCCGUCCUCAAUUCGAUAUAUAUAUAUGCUAUUCCCCAAACUGAAACCAAAACAACCCGAAAAAUCAUUAAUUGUAAUUCACAACACUACAAACUAAACAAAAGGUAAACACACAAACCGCGAUUUUUCUUUUCUAACAAAACGCGGCCAAGCAAGAAAAAGCCCGCCCCAAAAGAAUAUUUUAAAAAAAAUGCCACUUCGGGUCUCGAUCCACUAUGUUUAAGUCUACUACAAAAAUAUCUGUGUUUAUCCUAUUAUUACAUGAUUAAUUUUUUUUCUAAACGUAUACUUACCAACUUUUGCAUCAUAUAUUUCCAUCAAUUGUUUUUAAGUUAGUGAAUUUUUGUUUAGUGCUAUUGCAGUAUUUACUAGAAAAGUUCUCCUAUAAGUAAAUCAAAUUAGCAGAAAUCCAUUGAAUAUUACGCAACGUAUGUAAUUUAAAAAAAUAGCUAAAGUAUGUAUGUGUCUGCAAGUAAAUGUUCAAGAGAAACAAACUAUUAAGCUUGUGUUAUUUUGGGUGGUAU
This is a messenger RNA of Drosophila gunungcola (fruit fly), 1893 nucleotides long. RefSeq names its product transmembrane protein 41 homolog (gene stas). Gene Ontology annotation, cellular component: endoplasmic reticulum membrane. The transcript has 4 exons. Bases 430 to 1353 code for a protein of 307 amino acids. Lineage: Eukaryota; Metazoa; Arthropoda; Insecta; Diptera; Drosophilidae. The record is from RefSeq and is a predicted model, not a curated record.